Molecule: messenger RNA, 1203 nt
Organism: Oppia nitens
Lineage: Eukaryota; Metazoa; Arthropoda; Arachnida; Sarcoptiformes; Oppiidae
Product: DNA damage-regulated autophagy modulator protein 2-like
Exons: 5
Coding region: 256-1134 (292 amino acids)
Source: RefSeq, a predicted model, not a curated record
AGCAAUCUAUGUAUUAAUAAUAAUAAUUUAAUUGAUAUUAUCUCCAGUGUGUCUGUCUGUGUCUAAAACAGUUGUUUAUAAAAGUUUAAACCCAAUUAUUAUUAUUAUUAAUAAUAGUUAUCAGUUGUUUUGGCAUUUAUGAUAUACCCAUAAGUUUAUAGUCGGUUGCAUCGGUUUAUGUGUUUGUGAUAUCAAAUAUUAAUCUUGAGGACAUAAUUAUUACCAUAAUUAUCAUCAUCAUCAGCAAAAACAACAAUGGUUUGGACAAACUUGCAUUAUAUACCACUUGCGGUGUUUGUAUUACUGCCGACAACUUUCAUUACAACAUAUAUAAUAGCCAUACUGUUGGGUCACGUAGAGGUAGAGCUGCCAUACAUAUCGGACACUGGUACCCAUGUGCCCGAGUCCAGCCUAUUCGCACAGCUUCUCAAUUUUUGUGCAUUUUUAGUUGGUGUGACAAUAUACGUACGCUACAAACAAAUUGAACAAUACUAUCGGGACAAUUUGACACCCGAGUCGACAAAAAUAUUUUGCCGCAACCGUAUCGCUUUCAUUUGCGGACUGAUCUCAUCGGUAGGCCUGUCGAUGGUGGCUAACUUUCGCGAACUGGAACUGUUUAAGAUACAUAUGGUCGGCGCAACCCUGGCCUUUGGUUUCGGUGCCAUUUACUGUUGGCUACAGACCAUCAUGUCGUACGCUAUGCAUCCGUUGGUCAACUCGCGACAAAUGGCACACUUUCGGCUCGCCUUGUCUUCACUAAUGACCUGUACGUUCACCGUAAGCUGUGUAUGCGGUCCGUGGGCUAUGCGAUACUUUCACGGCAAAGAUCCGACCAAUUGGAAGCCCGAAGACGGCGCUUUUGGAUUGCAUUUGGCGGCCACAGUAUGCGAAUGGAUUACCGCAUUGGCCAUCGAUUUUUUUGUGCUCAGUUAUGUCGAAGAACUUAAGAAGAUAUCGAUGUCGACGCCAAAAGUCUUGUUCAUUAUCGAAGAGGACAUCGAAAGAUUCGGUGACAAUAUGAGCGAAACAGAUGACACGGUAGCCAUCAUACACGCAUCGUUGCCGUCAAAUUUGCGAUCGUCGCCGGCCACUACCGAAAUGGUCAUACACUCGAAUCCGCCAAUAAUUCACUGAAAAAAAUCCAAUUACCGUAAUUCACUGAAAUACUAAUAAAUAGUAAUCAUAAGUUACUGGAAGUAAUGA